Messenger RNA from Ambispora gerdemannii, 1539 nucleotides. Lineage: Eukaryota; Fungi; Glomeromycota; Glomeromycetes; Archaeosporales; Ambisporaceae. The record is from the annotation of a GenBank genome assembly.
AUGGAUUAUUUUGAUCCCUCAGCAACCGAGGAAGUAAACUCGUUAACACUGCGAGGGGCAAAGCUACGACGAGAUCAUCAAUUCAAUGAAGCACUCAUAGUCCUAAACAAAGCGCUAGAACUAGACCCAAAUCACGCACCAGCGAUUCAACUUCGUGCCGAAGUGUUUCGAAAACAAGGAAACUACUUAGCAUCACUAGCAGAAUUUACAAGAUUUCUAAAAUUAAAACCGAACAAUAUUUCUGCGUUGGCAUAUCGCGGGGAAGUCUAUCGAAUGUUGAAUCGUGAUCAAGAAGCAUUGGAUGACUUGACGAUUGUAUUGCGUACCGAACCAAAUAACGCGUUCGCAUUACGAGGACGUGGAGAAAUUUAUCGAAUGAUGAAUCGAUAUCAGGAGGCAUUGGUUGAUCUGAAUCAGUCGGUUCUCGUGGAACCGAACAAUGCGUUUGCUCUUCGUGGUCGCGGAACUGUUUAUCAGAAGUUAGGCAGAUAUCAGGAAGCAGCUGAUGAUCUAUCCAGGUCAUUAGAGAUUGAACCGGAUAGUGCAUUCGCAUUACGUCGUCUCGGAGAAAUUAAUGUGAAACUUUGUAGGUACGAAGAAGCAUUGCAACACUUAAAUAAGUCGAUUGAAUUACGGCCGGAUAGUCUCAGUGCAUACGAAACUCGUGCUGGUGUCUACAAAAAACUAGGCAGGAUUGAAGAAGCAUUAGCAGAUUUAGAAUUUGUCUUGCAUCGAAAUCCCGAUAAUUUAUCGGCACUGAAAGAACGUAGCGAGAUAUAUCGCACGAAAAUUCGAAAUGAAGAUGCAUUGGUGGAUCUGAAUAAAGUUUUAUUGGCUAAACCAAAUGAUGCUUACUUUUUGCGUGAUCGUGGUGAAGUCUAUUGUCGAUUAGGAAGAUACAACGAAGCAUUAACAGAUUUAAAUAAUGCAUUACGUCAACGACCUAAAAGUGGGACUGCGCUAGAAAAUCGUGCUGGUGUGUUACAUCAUCUUGGGAGAUAUCCAGAAGCAUUAGCUGAUCUUGAUAAGGUAAUUCAAUUAAGACAUAGUAGUUCCGCAUUAAAUCUUCGUGCGGAAAUCUAUGCUUUAUUAUCACGAUACGACGAAGCCCUCGAAGACCUAAACAAAGUACUAGCACGACGUCCAAAAAACACAACAGCAUUAAAAAUCCGAAGUGGAAUCUACAAAACACAACAUCGAUACGCCGAAGCACUUACAGAUCUCAAUCGUCGUAUAUGUCUCGAACCUCGCGACAUAUCAGCAUUAUGUGAUCGAGCACUAGUCUACCAGAAAUUACUACGAUAUGAUGAAUCACUGGUGGACUUAAAUGCCGUGUUGAACUUGGACACCGAGAAUGUCGUGGCACUUGCGCUUCGCGGACAAGUGUACCAUGCAUUAAUGCGGUUUACGGAUUCGAUGGUGGAUUUGGAAAAGGUUUUCGAGUUGGAGGGUCAGUAUCCAUUAGAACAGUCGUCUGAUGAAUUGGAAUUUAAUCGAUUUGUCGACAGUAUUUACAAGAAUUCUUUGAGUUGGCAGUAA